AUGGUGCGCGCCGUUGGUGAGAGCAGAGAUGGAGAGUGCUGUGAGGAGCUACGAGGCGCAGAUCCGGAGCUACCGAGGGCCCGACCCGCUGGAGCCGUGGGACAGGUACGUGCAGUGGGUGGAAGGAUGCCUGCCCCUCCAGGAGAAACAGCACCGCUUGCCAGGGCUGCUGGAGCAGCUUGUGAAGGGGUUCCUGAGCGACAGGAGGUACCACCAGGACCCCAGGUUCGUCAGCUACUGCCUGAAGCUGGCAGAGUUCAUCUCUUCUCCUGGGCAGUAUUUUGACUUCCUCUACGCACAGGGAAUUGGGGCAAAGUCAUCGAGCUUCUACGUGGCUUGGGCUCAGCAGCUUGUGAGGGAAGGAGAGGUGGGGUCUGCAGGAGCUGUGCUGCAGAAAGCUCUUCACAACCAGGCACAGCCCCAGGAGAGCUUGCAGCAGCUUUAUUGCUGGCUGCAGAAUGAUCAUCUUCAGAAUCCUCCUGUGCAAGGUACUGCUGUGAUAAAACCCCUUCAAACUUCUCAAGCUGCAAAUCAAAUGGCUCCUCAAAAUGGUCUUGGCAAUCUUAAUGACCCAGCAUACACAUGCAAAAAUCAGGGCCCUGAUUCUGCUGGCACUCAGUCCUGUUCUUCUGGUGGGAGAGAAGUGAAGUAUGUUACCUACAUCUCCAAAUCUGAAGUCCUUCCUAAGUCUUCAUCAGCUGCUGUGGAAUGUGAGCAGAUGGCAAUGUAUGAUAAAACCCUGCUCCUCUGUGAAGGUUCUGAGCUCUCCUUUGAGGAGCUGAGGGCCAAGAGACACCUCCAGAAACACCAGCGCCUCAGGAAGCACCAGCAGUGGGAAGAAGAAGAAAGAGCCUCUGUGAGGAAAAAAGAGUCAGCUGUCCUUGAACUGCAGGCCCUGCAGCAGAAGCUGGAGCAGCUCACCCAGCUCACCAAGAGCUUGGAGGAAACCAGACUGGAACCAACAUCUACAGCACCAGUUCAGCCCAGCAAGGCAGUGGUGCACCCAGCAGUGGCACCCAGUGCAGAUCUGCAGCAGAACUGGAUGGGAUCUCACCAGAGCUCAGAUCUGCUGCCACAGGAGCCUCAGUCAAGCACUUUAUCAUCCACUGCUCUUACCCUGCACUCAGCAAAACCUGCUGGCCCCCAGCUGACAUCAACCUCCCUCCUGGAAGCAACAUAUAGAAAGGAUGCAGCCAGAACUCAGCUAGAGCUUGGAGAACUCCAGAAGAGUUUGUUACACCCUGCCUUGAAUGUUUCAGCUCAGGACCAGACCCAGCCUGACCCAGCUCUCACCUGCAGCACUGGAGAGCAGCAGCCUAAGAAGAGAUUCACUGGAGUAACUAACGCUGCAGACAGGAGGGAAGCAUCUAGAGUUGGGAAUUCUUCCUUUGCCUCUGGAAAUGCUUCCCAAGCAACUCCAAACACCUCCCUGGGAGGAGCAGCUCAGGCAACGCCGUUCAAAGUGCAGCCUUCACCCACAGUUCAUACAAAGGAAGCCCUGGGAUUCCUGAUGGAUAUGUUUCAAAUACCCAUCUUGCAUGAACCUCUUGAUGAAAGUGAGGACCACUUUGAAGUCUUCUGUAGAAAAAGUGAGCCUGGUGCAAGCCUGCAAGCUAAUGUUGCCACUGUUGUGCCUGCAUUUUCUAUCUUUGAAGAUGAGAAUGAAAAAGAGAACAGCAGAAUCCCACAGCAUAAAAGCAAGGCAGAGGAGCCCAGGGCUGCUGGUGAACGUCCCCUGCCUGAGUGCCCAGCACCAGAAGAAGAAACGGGGACACCGGAGUUCCUGAGGGAUGAUUACACAGUGUGGAAUGUACCAAGCAGUAAUAAAACAUUAGCUCCCAGUCCAAACAACACAAGAGACUUUGCACGAGCUGCCCAGCUUGUAUCAACACCAUUUAAUUACCUGUCAGCACAUUCAAGACAAGCUUUGGAGGACAGAGCCUGCAGGGAUGAGUUGCCACAAAUGGAUCUGGAGUUUUCUGAAGAUCUGCACAAGCAGGGAAAACCCAAGAAGCAAAGCCCUGCUCUUGCAGAACAAGGAAAGCUUCAAGGAAAAAUCUUGAAACAAUCAAGUGGAAUUCAAGGGCUUGCUCCAGCUGCUUCUCAAAGGCUGCACGAGCAGAGUGCUGUGAGCAGAGCUGAAUGUUCCUUGUCUGCUGGGACAGACAGAAUUUCCCUGGAGAAGCUGUGUGGAAUAGAGCAGGACAGGACAGCUCAGGGUGCUCAGACUGCAGUCCUUGUUGAGAACCCCUGGGAUAAGGAAUUGAUCUGCAAAUUCUUAUCUGAGCUUCCUAAACCACUCCACACCUAUGCCAACUGCUUUGAAUGGAAAUCUGCUCUUCCCCUCAUCAGGCUGAAGGCUGAACUCUCACUGGGUUCCAGCUCAUUCCAUGUGGACAGCUUGGUUGGAGAGGGAGCUUUUGCCCAGGUCUAUCAGGCUUCCAUCCUGGAUGCAAAUAACCCUAAAAACAACCAGAAAGUGGUAUUUAAGGUCCAGAAGCCUGCUAACCCCUGGGAGUUCUACAUUGCAACACAGCUGAUAGAAAGGUUGGACCCAAGUAUCCACCACCUCUACAUCCACUUCUACUCUGCUCAUUUCUUCCAAAAUGGAAGCAUUUUGGUUGGUGAGCUCCACAACUAUGGAACAUUGCUGAAUGCCAUUAACAUUUACAAAAAGCUUCCGGAGAAGGUCAUGCCUCAAGCACUUGUCAUCUACUUUGCUGUGAAAAUUCUUUACAUGGUGGAAGAGCUUCACAGCUGCCAGAUCAUUCACGGGGACAUUAAGCCUGACAAUUUCAUACUGGGAGAAAGGUUUCUGGACAAUGACACCUGUGACAUAGAUGGGCUCUCCCAUGGCUUGACACUCAUUGACUUGGGGCAGAGCAUAGACAUGAAGCUCUUUCCUGAAGGAACAGCAUUUACUGCCAAGUGUGAAACAUCUGGAUUUCAGUGCAUUGAAAUGCUGACCCACAAACCCUGGAGCUACCAGACAGACUACUUUGGCAUUGCAGCCACCAUCUACUGCAUGCUCUUUGGGACCUACAUGAGGGUCAAGGAUGAAAACGGUGUCUGGAAGCCUGAGGGAACCUUCAGAAGGCUUGCCAACGCUGACCUGUGGAAAGAGUUCUUUGAGAGCAUGCUGAACAUCCCCAACUGCCACAGCCUGCCUUCCCUGGGAGCCCUACGGAAGAGGCUGAAGGAUGUGUUUUGUAAGUCCCACACCAAGGAGAUCAGGCUGCUGAGGAACAGACUCGUCGUGCUGCUCAUCGAGCACAAGCGCUCACGAAAAUGAGCGUCACCCACUGCCUGGGGACUGGUGUUUGGCUGCUGGCAGAG
This is a messenger RNA of Calypte anna (Anna's hummingbird), 3336 nucleotides long. RefSeq names its product BUB1 mitotic checkpoint serine/threonine kinase (gene BUB1). The transcript is spliced from 25 exons. Lineage: Eukaryota; Metazoa; Chordata; Aves; Apodiformes; Trochilidae. Gene Ontology annotation, biological process: protein phosphorylation; mitotic spindle assembly checkpoint signaling; meiotic sister chromatid cohesion, centromeric. The coding region runs from base 29 to 3292 and encodes 1087 amino acids. Gene Ontology annotation, molecular function: ATP binding; protein kinase activity. The record is from RefSeq and is a predicted model, not a curated record.